AUUUAUUAUGGGUUUGUUUACAUGUAUAUAUUUUCUCUUCUUUCAUUAUUAAUUAUUCGUAAUCAUAUAUUUUUAUGUUUAUUAAGACUAGAAUUUAUUGUUGUUUCUUUAAUGUUAAUAUUUUUAUAUUAUUUAAUGUUUUAUAGUUAUGGUAUUUAUCUAUUGAUUAUUUGUAUAGUGUUUUUUGUUUGUGAAGGUGUUUUAGGAUUGAGUGUUUUAGUAAGUAUAAUUCGCUGUUAUGGUAAUGAUUAUAUAAAUUCUUUAAGUUUAUGAUAA
Messenger RNA from Macrosteles quadrilineatus (aster leafhopper), 276 nucleotides. Lineage: Eukaryota; Metazoa; Arthropoda; Insecta; Hemiptera; Cicadellidae. The record is from the annotation of a RefSeq genome assembly.